Dermacentor silvarum is the source of this 3009-nucleotide messenger RNA. Its product is annotated as regulation of nuclear pre-mRNA domain-containing protein 1B-like. NCBI's taxonomy places the organism in Eukaryota, Metazoa, Arthropoda, Arachnida, Ixodida, Ixodidae. Gene Ontology annotation, biological process: mRNA 3'-end processing. Gene Ontology annotation, cellular component: RNA polymerase II, holoenzyme. The transcript is spliced from 7 exons. The record is from RefSeq and is a predicted model, not a curated record. Gene Ontology annotation, molecular function: RNA polymerase II complex binding. The coding region runs from base 89 to 1144 and encodes 351 amino acids.
CUUAACGAGGCAUCGGCACAGAACAAAAUGGCAGCUUCAAGUUCUAUUGGGGUAUGUUGUUCGUCGCGCUGAUAAUACAGACCGCAACAUGUCCGGUUUCACGGAGGCUGCAUUGGAACGAAAGCUAGCUGAGCUAAACAACUCGCAGCAGAGUAUCCAGACGUUGUCUCUAUGGCUUAUUCAUCACCGAAAACACCACAAGACCAUUGUGCACGUCUGGCUACGUGAACUCAAGAAAGCCAAACCAGCUCGGAAGCUGACGUUUAUGUAUCUUGCAAAUGAUGUCAUCCAGAACAGCAAAAAGAAAGGACCUGAAUUCACCAGGGAGUUUGCCACUGUUCUGGCUAAAGCCUUUGCUCACAUAUCAGUGAGAGAUACAGACCAGAAGACACAUGCAGGCUUGCGGAGAAUUCUUAGUGUGUGGAAAGAGAGAAGCGUUUUUGACACGCAUCAGAUUUCGGACUUUGGCCAAUAUCUCUCAGACAAGGUGACUGAAACAGAAACGGUGAAAGACUCUGGCCAAGAUACAGUGUACCGCAAGGGACACGCCCCUGUGUCACAUGAGGGCACGCCUUUAUGGAAUGAGGCUGAGCCUGUGGCAAAGCGAAAGAAGCCUUCUGAUGCUAGUGAGGAACCUGCAGAGAAGACAGACACCGCCAAGGAUACAGAAAAGCCGGGAGAACCACCAGAUCCAGGGGUUCUGAUCAAGGCAUUGGCAGACUUGGAGAACACAGCCUCCUCUGAUGCUGUUGUUCGAGAACGCAUAGCCAGUCUCCCACCAGAGGUUUCAGAUGCCUCCCUGCUAGAGAAAAUUCAGGACCGACAAGCAGCGGACCGUCUUUCUGCCCAAGUGGAGGAGGCCUGCUCUCUGCUAGCCGAGUAUAACAGCCGGUUGGCCCAGGAAUUGGAAGACCGCAAGCAAGUCUCCCAGAUGCUGGCCAGCUUCACCUUCCACCAAAGAGAGCUCAUGGCACUUGCGGAGCAGAAACUCGAGGAGCACCGUGACAAGCUGCACAAGGUGACGCAUGUCAGAAACGAGCUCAAGUCCCAUCUGCAGAACUUGCCUGACCUUACCCUGUUGCCAAGCGUCACCGGUGGUCUGGCACCCUUGCCAUCAGCUGGGGACCUCUUCAGCCACCAGUGACUCUUGUAUGCUCGGGUCUCAGGCCACAAUACACUGCUUCUGGCUGUAUGACAUGCAGUUUUCAGUGCUUAGAAGCCAUGGGUUGAGGCUGUUAUUGUGUGUUGAGGGAACGCUUACAAAGUAGUUGAAUCCUUCCCCAAUUUUUCCUGGCUUCUCUCUUCCCAGCAUCUCGCCUUGUUGCAUUGUAGGCUUGUUCUAGCUUUUGGCAGGACUCGCUCUGCGCUGUAACCUGGCUGCUAUGAUCCACUUGGAGGGCAGCAGCGUAGUCUCCUUUUCAGGCCAUUUGUGAGUUUGUGCACAUUGAGGAUGCCAGGCAUGAAAGAAUGUGUGUUCUUUUCUAAAGUCUUGAAGGCAUGCCUAAGCUGCCACCUCUUUUCUCUCAAUCUCUCACUGCUCACCCUCACCACCACAUACACAGAAUUCUGUUGCACAGUUACAACCCCAGUUGCAAUUAAUUUGCUUUUCAAAAAAAUUGUCACCGCUGUGCAAAUCUCAUCUUGUGCAGUGAAGUUUUGUUGAAAGUUAUCUUGUGAAGCUCUAAAAGCUAAUAGGAAGAUAUAGGAAUAUUCACUUCAGGUCACUAGUACAUCACUUGAAAUAAAAAAAAAAGUUUAAUAGAACAUGCAUGAGUACAAUACAUACAUGUACACAACUGUCACAUAUGUUGAUAUGCUCGUCCCAUUUUGGCCUUGUUAAACUUCUAUGUUCUGUUGAAACCUUGGUAAUUGAAAGAAAUUUUUUGCAUUGCCAUUUCCAACUGCACUAGGACUGAAUGAUUUUUCUUCUAAUUUACUUUUGUCUCUAUUAUGAGAGAUCCUGUGAACACACAGUGUGUAGAUUUUAUGAUGAGAAAGUGCAGAUGUGUUCAUGUUAUAUGCAUGUAAUGUACAAGUUCUGUGUACUAGAUGUGUUAUGCCAUAGAGGACUUUGUCGCCAGUAAAACUGGUUUUUGUCCUUGUUUCUGCUGACAAAACUGUGGGCAGUCUAAAUCAAUCAGGGUGUUUUUUGUUUCCCUAAUCAUGAGCUGCGAGGAUGCCCCCCUUCCCUCCCCCCCCCCCCCACUUUUUAUCCUUUUUUUUUUUUAAAUCAUGUUAAUUUUAAGGCAUGCAUGAACCAUACUUGCCUGUCAGUGUAUUCUGUCUGGUAUGUGUAUGAUGAGCAAGUUAGUUUUUACUGACUAGUGUGCAUUUUUGUUUUUAAGAAGUAUGCUGUAGUAUCAUAACAGCUUUGUAUUAGGCAAUGCUCCAUUAGAAGAUAUUUUUAGCAUGUGUUUGAUUGCAAAAGCAACUUGCACAACUUGGUCAGCUUCCUUUCCUGUGCAACAGAAUGAGCAAGCAUACAUGAAAAAUAAGAAUGCAUUUUGUCAGUGAUUUGUGAAUUGAAAUUUGCCAGACUAAAACCAGCACAGUGACACUUUUGCAAACUGUAUUCUUUACAAUACCUGUUGUUGGUUCUGCAGAAGCUGGUGCUGUGGAUGUUGUUAUAUGCCUUUUGUGUGUGCUAAAUUAACUGAUUCUGACAGAUGAAAGUGGUCAUAAUUAGCAUAACUGCAUUGACGUCUCGUGUGCAAGUGGCUUUUUUAAAAUGUAUUGUUAUAUAGUGGACAAAAGUAAUUCUGAUUUAGUUUUUUUUUAUAUAAUUGAUUUCGUUUUGUCCCUGAAGUUAUUUAUUGUUAUUUUCUCUUGUUAUGAAUUUUUAUUGCAACUGUGCAGCCUGUAGAGUAAGGAAGACAAUGUUUGUAGCUCUUCAUUGUUUACUCUUCUCUGUGAGCAGCAGUAUGCCCUUGCGCGCACACACACACACAAAAAAGUAUGCAUGGUUGUUGGUAUGUCACACCAUCCCCCCCCCCCCCCCCCCCCCGCUCC